Messenger RNA from Pezoporus flaviventris, 1704 nucleotides. It is a transcript of the gene SGCB, whose product is annotated as sarcoglycan beta. Gene Ontology annotation, biological process: muscle organ development. The coding region runs from base 97 to 1044 and encodes 315 amino acids. Lineage: Eukaryota; Metazoa; Chordata; Aves; Psittaciformes; Psittacidae. The transcript has 6 exons. The record is from RefSeq and is a predicted model, not a curated record. Gene Ontology annotation, cellular component: sarcoglycan complex; sarcolemma.
AGCCGGCGGUGAGCCCGCCCCUACCGCUUCCCUCCCUGCGCCGCAACGGGGCGCCCGCGGGCCCCUCCGCAGCGGCGCCGGCGGUGGAGGAGGAAGAUGGCGGCUGCCGCCUCCGAGCAGCAAAGUUCUAAUGGCCCAGUGAAGAAGUCUAUGCGAGAGAAGGCUGUGGAACGCAGGAACAUUAAUAAGGAGCACAACAGUAAUUUUAAAGCAGGAUACAUCCCAAUUGAUGAAGACCGUCUCCAUAAGACAGGGUUACGUGGCAGGAAAGGCAACUUGGCCAUUUGUGUGAUUGUUCUUCUUUUUAUUUUGGCUGUCAUCAAUCUGAUUAUCACGCUGGUUAUCUGGGCAGUGAUUCGCAUCGGUCCCAAUGGUUGUGACAGUAUGGAGUUCCAUGAGAGUGGCUUGUUGCGGUUUAAACAAGUUUCUGACAUGGGUGUUAUACAUCCCUUGUAUAAAAGCACUGUAGGAGGCAGACGUAAUGAAGACUUAGUGAUCACUGGAAAUAAUCAGCCUAUUGUAUUUCAGCAAGGAACAACCAAGCUUAGUGUGGAAAAAGACAAAACUUCUAUUACCAGUGAUAUUGGCAUGGAAUUUGUUGACCCACGGACACAAAAUACCUUGUUCAGCACAGACUAUGAAACUCAUGAGUUUCAUCUGCCAAAUGGAGUUAAAAUCUUGAAUGUACAGAAGGCUUCUACAGAGAGGAUUACCAGCAAUGCGACCAGUGAUCUAAACAUAAAGGUCGAUGGCCGUGCUAUCGUCCGGGGAAACGAAGGUGUUUUUAUCACAGGCAAGACCAUUGAGUUUCGAAUGGGGGGUAACAUGGAACUUAAAGCAGAAAACAGCAUUAUUCUGAAUGGAACUGUGAUGGUCAGCCCAUCACGACUGCCAAGUUCUUCUUACGGGGAACAGUUUAAUAACGGGAACUGGCUGCGUUUCAAGCUCUGCAUGUGUGCAGAUGGGACACUUUUCAAGGUCCAGGUGACAGGUUAUAACAUGGGUUGUCAGACUUCUGUCAAUCCAUGUGGAGCCACACACUGAAACACAAAUCACUACCAGAAGAGUUCUCUUCAGUGUUUACAUGUAUUUGUAUGAAAUAAUUGCAUGCCUUCAAGGAUUUCUGGUUUUACAGCAGUUUAUACUAACAUUUGUUACAUAAUAUUUUUAAACAAAGGCUGUGAUGUUCAGCAGUAUUGUCACCAUUGUGUUAGCCAUAAUAGUGGCACUGAUGUAAUAAGCUAUCUACAUGUGUACUGAAGUACCUUCCUUCCUGAAUUGAGAUCAGUAGAAUGUAUUUCAAGAAUGUGAUCUUAGCAACAGUCUUAUCUGCCUUCAGUUGCCUUAAGAGGAGGUUUUUGUCCUACAUCCCAAGACCUUGAGGGCUGCUGAGAACAUAUCUGCGAUCUGAAGGACUUCAACAGGAAUGCUGAUUUGUUGUUGAAAGUGGAUUUACUGGCAGAUUUUUAUCUUCUCUUAAUUUCUUGCCAAAGGUUGAUAUAAUGAUCUCCCCCAAAAUGAUGUGGUUUACCAUAUGGGUACUAAGAGAGGAGUAGUGGCAGAUUCACUUUAUAAUAAUGCAUUAUUUCUGCCAUAUAGUCUCAUGUAGUUAAAAAAAUAAAUGCUAGCACAAAUAAUAUUUGCAAAGUAAUUCCAGGUGUGGAAAUGUAACUUCAAUUUUUAAACAGUCCUGUGAUUACUGAA